AUGACAUUUUUAGAGACUACUGCUGUACCAAACACAUCGGCAAAUGAGAUUCAAGAAAACGUUACUACUCAUAACAUCCUUGUUCUAACAAUAAUAACUCAUUACAUAAGAGACUAUUCAAAGAGAUAUCCAAUAUCUACUGACGAGCCUGCUGAUGAUGUGUGGUUCUCAAAGUUCCAUCGUACAUUUAGUAUGCUUGCCUUACACUUAAUCCAAUGUCCUGAUCUUACGUUUGGAGAAUUAAUCAAUUUAAUAUCAUGCGGAAAAUACCAACUACCUCCAACCUUCAUUCAAACUUUUCACUUGGAAGUAUAUCAUAUGAUCAAUACUAAUCUAACUAUUAUAGGAGAAAUGUUCAAAAAUAUGGAUGGUACCUCAUUGGAUAACGGAUUACCAAAAGUACAUGAAUUGAAAAUUGUUAAUAGCAGUAGUCCCGUUGGCAUAUUUUUACGGCGUGUAAUGGUAUUCUUCAACAAAAUGCAGUUUUUACAGACUGAAGCUGUUAUAAAGGAAGUAAAAGCCCAUUGCAGUCCAAUAUUGAACAAAAUUCCGGGACUUAAAACCAAAAAAGUAGGAUCAAAUGACAAAGAAGAACUUAGUCCAGAAGCUGUAGAAAUGAUAAAAAUAACAAAGACAAUCAACGAAAUUAUUGAAAUGAUUAACAUAAAUUAUCAGGCAAGUUUUCAUCAAAAUAGUAAGUACAAUAAAGCUCGUUCUUGGUCUCCACGACAAGUAGAACUCUUUAUUGCACAACAAGUUAAACUAUUGAAAAUUAAUGAAUCUGUUGCCCUUGAUCCCCCAACUCUACAACAAAAACUAAAAGACAUUCUGAGAGCCAAUCCAGACCAUUUUGACGUACAUUAUUUAAACUAUCUUAAUUGCUUGAGGGUGAAAGAAUAUUGUGGAGCAGUAAAUAGUGUACAACAUUAUUUUAGUCGUCAAACUUUUAGGGUUAUAAAUUUAGAUGAAAAAAGUAGAGGUUAUCAAUAUACAUCUCUUAAUAUGGCCAUAUUGAACGCAUUUUUCAAUCAUAAUGAUGAAGCUAUAAGUUAUUUAAAAGAAAGUAUAGCAGUAGCUCAUCAAGUAAAUGAUCAUGUUUGCCUACAGCAUGCACUCAUGUGGAUGUACACAUUGAGUAAAAAGAACAAGUCAACUAUGUUGAGAUGUUCGGUAACUAGAAGCAAAGAAUUAGAACUGCAUCAGAUAACUUCAUUUAGCUUACAAUCAAUGGCUCAAUAUUUGGUUGAAAACUCUGAAACUCCAGCAAUAGUCUUCGAAAUAUUAAAGAAAAGCGAAAUAUAUAAUUAUUUUAAUGGUUUGACUGAUCUGCGAAUGACAAAUAAUGUACAAAAAGCAGCGAUUUGGAAUAUGUAUGGUUAUCAACGUAUAUCAACAAUUCAUUCUUUAUUAGUCUUAGAACAUGAUCAAUGUAACAAAGAUGUUUAUAAUAUAGAAAGUAAAUGUAUAGCCAUGUGCAAUAUCAUUAAUGAUUUGAUUGCUCACGGUGAUUAUUAUCUUGCUCCCAUAUUAAUCAAUGAAGUUUCUCAUAUUUUUCCAUACACACAUAGUAAAUUCUGGAUAAUGGCCGAACAGUAUUUAAAUUUUACAUUAGCUAUGAAUAAGGAAGAAUGGCCUAAAGCAGAAUUAGCAGCUAAACAAAUGGCGUCUGUUAAUGUAACAGAAAGUGUAUUACGAUUAGGAGAGAUGUAUUUGAAAAAAGAAGACUUUGUUACAGCUACUAAUAUGGUAAAAGAGUUAAUGGAGCAUAAUGAAGAAAACACAGUACUAACUAGAUUGCGGGCAUACGUAAUUGUUGCCAAAGCAAAUGAAAGUGCAGCUCUAAAUUUACUUAUGGACGCAAAAUUGAUAGCUAUUGAAUAUCAUUUGAUGUAUAUGACUGCAAUUAUAAAUGUUGAGAUAGCAAUUGUUUUGAUGAAAUAUGAUUUUCCUCAUAAAGCAUUAAGAUUGUUACAAGAGACAAAACAACAUAUUUAUUGUGGCAUCAAUGUUUAUGAUAAGGCAUACACAGAUUUACAAAUUAUUAAAGCGAAGAUGAUGGUUAACAUAGUUGAUGAGCUUGAUCACAGUCGAGAGUUUUUAAAUAAAAUUUAUAAUAAAUUAAAUACAAUUGCAGACAAAUUUCGAUCAAUAGAAGCUAUCACAGAGUUAAAAGAAAUAACAUAUUUACAAGCAUUAAUAGCAGAUGAAUUGGAUAUGAAACAAAACCGAAACAAGCAUGCAAUGGAAUUUAGGCACUUGGAAGAAUACAAAGUUCAACAGUAA
Molecule: messenger RNA, 2283 nt
Organism: Macrosiphum euphorbiae (potato aphid)
Lineage: Eukaryota; Metazoa; Arthropoda; Insecta; Hemiptera; Aphididae
Source: the annotation of a GenBank genome assembly